Molecule: messenger RNA, 2419 nt
Organism: Rhipicephalus sanguineus (brown dog tick)
Lineage: Eukaryota; Metazoa; Arthropoda; Arachnida; Ixodida; Ixodidae
Product: myosin light chain kinase, smooth muscle-like
Biological process (GO): protein phosphorylation; positive regulation of apoptotic process; intracellular signal transduction
Cellular component (GO): nucleus
Molecular function (GO): ATP binding; protein serine/threonine kinase activity
Source: RefSeq, a predicted model, not a curated record
UACAGUGCAGAUAUGCGGCAAAGCGUUCGAAAUGCGCGGCAAGGGUCUAGGAUCUCUCUACUCGAGCGCCUACCCAGUCCGGUGAGGAAGAAGAGGACGGCCACAGCGAGCAAGGCUAGCACCACUCCGCCGCCGAUCAUCAGUUUCAAACCUACUAUGAUAUAUGUCGAUGAGACAGAUCCAGAUGAAGAGCCCGAGCCUCCUUUCGAGCCUAGGCAGAUAAAGUUAAAGAAGAACCAAGAUGUCAACACGGAAUACACGCUCAGGGAUGAACUGGGAAGGGGCAAGUUCGGCACGGUGUACCGCUGCGAGGAGAAGAAGACGGGCCGGAUACUGGCGGCCAAGUUCAUCCUGACACAGCGGGCAGAAGACCGCGCCGACGUGGAGCGCGAGGUGGAGAUCAUGCGCUCGCUCCAACACCCGCGCCUGCUACAGCUGUACGAUGCCUUCGACGACUCCAAGAAACAGAUGAUCCUCAUCCUGGAGUUGAUCGAAGGCGGCGAGCUCUUUGAGAGGGUGAUUGAUGACGACUUCGUACUCACCGAGAAAGCCUGCGCCAUCUUCGUGAGGCAAAUAUGCGAAGGUGUUGACUACAUGCACUCCAAAAACAUCCUCCACCUGGACAUGAAGCCGGAGAACGUUCUGUGCACCACGCGCACCGGUAACCGUAUUAAGCUGAUCGACUUCGGCCUGGCGCGUUUCUACGAGCCGGGUAAGAAGCUGCAGGUGCUGUUUGGCACGCCGGAGUUCGUGGCUCCCGAGGUGGUCAACUUCGACAAGGUCGGAUUCCAAACGGACAUGUGGAGCGUCGGCGUCAUCUGCUAUGUCCUGCUCUCCGGUCUUUCACCUUUCAUGGGAAACAGUGAAUUGGAGACGAUGGCGAACGUCACGAGAGCGGAAUACGAUUUCGACGAUGAGAGCUUUGACCAGAUCUCCGAAGAAGCAAAAGACUUCAUCGCAAAGCUUCUGUUAAAAGACAAAGAAGACCGUAUGACAGCCGCCCAGGGCUUGAACCAUCCGUGGCUUCGGAAGGAUAAGAAGAGAGACGACACGCAACUAGACAAGAAGAAGCUGAAACGUUUCGUCAUCAGGAGGAGGUGGCAGAAAAUGGUGAAUGCAUUUCUGGCCCUCAGGCGCAUGGGAGCCACCAUCUCGCCAUCUACGCCUUGAACGCUUAACAGAACCUCUAAAACCUUCCAAGACCCACCAUGUGUUCCCCGUGUCUUUCACCCUGACUGAUCUUCAAGGAAAGAAGACUAACGUCACAUUUCAUCGAAUCACUUUUUAAUUGUUUAACUCCGCUAUCUACAUCUUUUGUUAAUGGCACGGGAAAACAAGGAACGUGCCUGAGCAUGUGUCUUGCAUUUCUUAAAUUACCUCGCCGUUAAAGAAAGUGGAAAUAAUGACCGCAAGCUUUUGUUUGAAACAAAGGUGCAAGUAGCUAAUUUCAAUGUUGCCAUGAGUAAUUUACCUCAAGCAUGCUUGGGGGGAACUAGAGCUCAGCAGUGCUUAAACCCGAACAUGGAACACUAAACGUGCUAUUGUUAUCUUGUAAUUGCCGGCUCAAAAUGGCCGCUAUCCAGUCAAUUAAAACUAAAACUUGACGAAGUUGCUGCUAAGCUUUGCUAUGUGGAAAUGGGAUUUUCGUUAGUGUAGCGUUAUUACUAAAAAAAACAAUAAAAAGAAACUACGGCGAUGUUUUCUUCAGGUUUGAUCGCGGUAUACUUUUAGGUAAGGUUAGAACAGAAAUUCCUCCACUUUUUCCUACAGCUCGCUCAUAAUUCCUUGCCACCAUAGGAACAUGACGUACACUGCUUUAACUUCGUACGGUCAUGUCAGCUGCGAUUCUAAAGGUAUAAGAAAAGCUGCCUCGUUUGCUGCAUCUUUAGGCAACGGCAAAUGUGGACGCACGAGCUCAUGUUGAAAAUUGGUCAUUAAUUGGUUGAGGAAUUCUUUCGCCUUUAUGAAUGGUUCAUACCCACAUUGUAGAUUGCAAAAGAAUCAAUGGUCAUGUUGGACCCUUCCUGUGCUCACUACUACCAUAAACUAGUACCAUCCUAUGCAAAAGAAUCGCAAUAGUUAUUGAGAUUAUAAGUGAAAUUUAAGAACAACUAAAAAUAAAUUUAUUUAGGUCGAAACUAAAGUAAGAUUAGGGCCUAAGUAUUCAGCAAGGAAAUUGUCCUGAUUCAGAAACUCAACAGCUGCCUAGAAAUCCCUGCUUUUUGUGCCUUAUUUUCUACACGCGAACACCCCUCAGCAAACGAAGCUCUGUUAGAUGCAAUACCAUUGUUUCCCCAUUCCCAACUUUCUGUACAGUGUUGGCGUGGACUGUUUUUGUAUAAAGGUGUCCGUUAUGAACCGUUAAGAACGUUGCGCUUUUCUGCUGAAAUGUUUAAUAAAGUUGUCUGUUUCUUACCAA